CUACGUUGUUUGCGGCAUUCCUGGGUAGCAGCACUGCGGGUGUUUGAGUGUUUGAUUACAUGUUUACUACGUGAUCUGGUGUAGGACUCCUGAUCCUAAAACAGUGGACCCUCUGAGGUCGAUCUGAUCUGAUCCUCUGAGGCCGAUCUGAGUAUAAUCGCAGUUAUAAGGUGAUACGCUCCAAAACAAUCUCUCCUCCUCAAUGCGUAGUACCAGAGUGUGGAACUCAAUCUCCUUGGGUUGCUCCAUGCCAGGGUAAAAUAGAGGCAUUGUUCCUAGAGGUAAUUUAAGCUCUCUAACAGUGGCCUCUUUCAUAUAUGGAAACAAUCUGUAUCGCUACCCCCCUGUCCUUUUCUCUCUACAGUCUGACAACUGCGAUCACCUUCGGUUGUGUUUGUGGCUAGUUGAAGACAGACCCGUCCACAGAACUAACCAGCCAGACCCCUUGUCCAUCAAAGCAGACACGUCCUCCAGGCGAACGGAAGAACAACAGGCUAUAGCCCUCCAACCCCCAAGGACUGACAUCUCCUUGCAAGUUCUGCACAAGCUGUAGCACCCCCCAUGGCUGUGGAGGAGCUGGGCAUCACCCUGUCCAUGGUGGGAUUGGCAGGCACCAUCCUGAUCUGCGCCCUGCCCAUGUGGAAGGUUACAGCGUUCAUCGGCACCCACCUGGUGGUCAUGCAGGUGUUCUGGGAGGGCCUGUGGAUGACCUGUGUGUCUGAAACCACGGGACAGAUGCAGUGUAAAAUCUAUGAUGCUCUUCUAGACCUGUCCCCUGACCUCCAGGCGGCCCGGGGCCUCAUCGUCAUCAGCAUGGUACUGGGCUGCCUGGCAUUCCUCGUCUUCCUUCUGGGGGCUAGGUGUACCAACUGCCUGAGCCAUCCCAAGUUCAAAGCCAGCAUGGUGCAAGCCGCAGGGGUCACCUUCGCCCUGGCUGGGUUAAGCAUCAUAGUGGCUGUGUCCUGGACGGCCCAGUCAAUCAUUAGGGACUUCUAUAACCCGCGCGUCCCUGAGGUGCUGAAGAAAGAGAUGGGGGCGGCCAUCUAUGUGGGCUGGGUGACCUCUGGGUUCCUGUUCUGUGGAGGAGGGGUGCUGUGUACCAGCUGUCCUCCAGGGGGGAGAGAGGGCAGACAUGCUUCCAGCAGUAGGUACACCCUGGCUAGGAUGCCCACUCACACUCACAGCAGCUACGCCAUAAAGAACUAUGUGUGAGAGGAGAGUGCUUUAUUUGCCUGUUAACUUCAGGCAAAUAGUGUUGGCAGGUGUUGGCACUAUGAAGAGACAUGUCACAGCAUGUUUUUCCAUGACAACAUUGUUAUUUUGUACAUUGAAUGUCCAUGUCUGGUUAUUCAGUGUAUUGUCUGACUUUCAUAGAUUUAGAAUUGCCCUAGAACUAUUUGAUAGCUUGGUGGAAGUUUUAAAAAUAAGAUCAUGUUAAUUAAUUCUUGUUACAAAAUAAGUCUGACUUAGUUAAUUGUAGCUAUUCAAAUGUUCAGUCUAUCACCAUGAAAUAUGUUUACUGAGGAAAUAUCUGUUAUUGAAAUAUAAUCACUGAAAAUCAAUAGGUUACUAAUAUUGACAGUACAACUACAUCAACUGAAUGAACCUGAUUGUUUUUAUUUCCCUGUAUUGUAAUUCACAUACUUUCAUUUUUCCUAAUCCUAUUCAACUGUGGUUACUACUUAUAAUGUGUUUUUGUAACAAUGUUUAUCACAGUUCAUUUUGUGAUUAGAAUCUGUAUGCUAAGAGUAUAGAGGCAGUACUUUAGAGGGCAACAAAUCAUAUUCUUUGAAUGAUUUGCGAUUUGAACUUAAAAUAGAAAUAAACAUUUUGAUUAGAAAUUA
This is a messenger RNA of Salmo salar (Atlantic salmon), 1844 nucleotides long. It is a transcript of the gene cldnj, whose product is annotated as claudin j. Gene Ontology annotation, molecular function: structural molecule activity. Gene Ontology annotation, cellular component: membrane; bicellular tight junction. Lineage: Eukaryota; Metazoa; Chordata; Actinopteri; Salmoniformes; Salmonidae. The record is from RefSeq and is a predicted model, not a curated record.